CUCGACUCUAGACGAGUGUGUACAGCAGACAUUACUUAAACGUCAAAGUAUUUUUAUUUGACAUUAGUCAAUUAUUUGACAUUUGACAACUUUUCUGUUGAAUAGCGAACACCAAUGUAGAUAAAUUUGUAAUUUAUUGUUGUAAACAUGGCAAAUACAGGACUGUUGCCGUUUGUGCGUGGUGUAGACUUUACGUGUAACGAUUUCAGUGAUGAUAAAUUCCCGGAUGCUAUCCGGUACAUGACCGGAUUACAAUGGCUAAGGUUGGACAAAACAAACCUCACAGAUAUCCCUGAAGAGUUGGGAAAACUUAUGAAAUUAGAGAACCUAUCACUUAAAAAGAAUGGUUUAGAAAAGUUGUUUGGUGAGUUGACCGAGCUGAAAUGUUUGCGGUCUCUGAAUGUGAGGCAUAACAAGGUGAAGAGUUCAGGGAUACCAGCAGAGCUGUUUCGGCUUGAAGAGCUGACCACCCUUGACUUGUCACAUAACAGGUUGAAAGAAGUGCCAGAAGGAUUGGAGAAAGCGAAAUCUCUACUUGUCCUGAACCUUAGCCAUAACAAGAUCGAAAGCAUCCCGCCUACUCUGUUUGUCCAGUUGACGGACCUAUUGUUCCUAGACUUGUCAAACAACUUGCUGGAGACUCUGCCCCCUCAGACUAGAAGGCUGGCGAACCUGCAGACUCUCAUACUGAAUGAUAAUCCCCUUGGGCUUUUUCAAUUGAGACAGUUACCAUCUCUCCAAAGUCUGGAGACGCUGCACAUGCGCAACACGCAGCGCACGGUGGCUAACCUGCCGACCUCACUCGACGCGCUGUCCAACCUCUCUGACGUCGACCUCUCCAAGAAUGCACUUCACAAAGUGCCUGAUGCACUCUACUCACUGGUCAACUUGAAACGAUUGAAUCUAAGUGACAAUGAGAUCACUGAGUUUUGUAUAGCUAUGGACGCGUGGCUUAAACUGGAGAGCCUGAACCUGUCGCGGAACAACCUGACGAUCCUGCCGGCGUCGCUGUGUAAGCUGCAGAACCUCAGGCGGUUCCACGUGGACGACAACAAGCUGGACUUCGACGGCAUACCCUCGGGUAUCGGCAAGCUCGGCAACUUGGAGGUGUUCUCCGCUGCCAACAACUUGCUCGAGAUGAUACCUGAAGGAUUGUGCAGAUGCGGCUCUCUAAAGAAAUUGAAUCUGAGCUGCAACAAGCUCAUAACCCUCCCGGAUGCCAUCCACCUGCUCAGCGAGCUGGAGAGCCUGCAGCUGCACGGCAACCCGGACCUGGUGAUGCCGCCCAAGCCGGUGGAGCGGCCGCGCGGCGCUGGCCUCCAGUACUAUAACAUAGACUUCUCACUGCAAGCUCAACUUCAACUGGCUGGUGCUGCUACUGCUGAACCCACCACGCCUAGCAGUGUGAAAUCGGACCCGAUAGCCCGUAAGCUGCGCCUGCGCCGCGGUCGGCCAGAGCCCGAGCAGAAAGACUCGGCACUGAUCUUGCGCGGCAUGCAGGAGCAAGCCAACACUCAGCACAACGACCAGAAACUAGAGCAACGGAACAGCGAACUCAAGCCUAAGCGCUGGGACGAGAGCCUUGAGAAGCCGCCGCUAGACUACUCUGAGUUUUUCGACGAGGACACGGGCCAGGCGCCCGGCCUGCAGGUCUGGGAGAUCGAGAACUUCAUACCCGCGCCCAUUGACGAGGUGGCACACGGAAAGUUCUUUGAAGGCGACUGUUACAUAAUAUUGAAGACAUCUAUCGAAGAACAGGGACAAUUGGCUUGGGAUAUACAUUUUUGGAUCGGAUCAAAAGCUACUUUGGACAAGGGCGCAUGCGCGGCGAUGCACGCGGUGAACCUGCGCAACCUGCUCGGGGCCAGGCGCACGCAGCGCCACGAGCAGGCCGACGAGUCGCCGGAGUUCCUCGCGCUGUUCCCCGCGCCGCCCGUCUACAUACAGGGCAGCCACACGCCCUCAGGGUUCUUCACCGUCGACGACCCGCACUACGUGACGCGCCUGUACCGCGUGCACGGCGCCGGCACGAGCGUACACCUGGAGCCGGUGCGCGUGUCCGCCGACGAACUCGACCCGCGCUACGUGUUCCUGCUCGACACCGGGCUCACCAUCUACUUGUGGAACGGCAAGAAAGCAAAGAACACGCUCAAAUCGAAGGCUCGUUUGUUCGCCGAGAAGAUAAACAAAGAAGAAAGGAAGAACAAAGCGGAAUUGAUCGCGGAGCCUCUCGGCAAGGAGCCACCCAGCUUUUGGGAAAUCCUGGGCUAUGAGGAUGAGGAACCAUUUGUGCCAGAGGAGCACGUGCCCGAGGACUUCUCAUGGCGUCCGCCGCGGCUGUACCGCGUGGAGCUGGGCAUGGGCUACCUGGAGCUGCCGCAGCCCGAGGCCACGCCGCUGUCGCGGGACGUGCUGGCCACACGCAACGUCUACAUACUCGACGCGCACAUCGACGUUUUUGUCUGGUUCGGCAAGAAGUCGUCCCGGCUGGUGCGUGCGGCGGCGGUGAAGCUCGCGCAGGAGCUGUUCAACAUGGUGCCGCGCCCCGCGCAUGCGCUCGUCACGCGCCUGCAGGAGGGCACCGAGACACAGGUGUUCAAGACGUACUUCCUAGGCUGGGAGGAGGUGAUCGCGGUGGACUUCACGCGCACGGCCGAGUCCGUCGCACGCACCGGCGCCGACCUCGCCAGCUGGGCCAAGCAGCAGGAGACCAAAGCGGACCUCUCAGCACUGUUCACACCGCGUCAGCCCACCAUGCCGGCAUCAGAAGCGAAGACCCUGGCCGAUGAGUGGAACGAGGAUCUGGAGGCGAUGGAAGCGUUCGUGCUGGAGGGCAGGCACUUCGUCCGACUGCCUGACAACGAGCUCGGCGUAUUCUACACAUGCGACUGCUACGUGUUCCUCUGCAGAUAUGUUUGUGCUGAGGCGGAGGAGGAGAGCUCGGGGUCGGGGUGCGAGGAGGAGGGCGCGGGCGGGUCGUCGUGGGUGGUGUACUUCUGGCAGGGCCGGCGCGCGCCCAACAUGGGCUGGCUGACGUUCACGUUCGGGCUGGAGCGCAAGUUCAAGCAGCUGUGCCGCCGCCUCGACGUCGUGCGCACGCACCAGCAGCAGGAGAGCCUCAAGUUCAUGGCGCACUUCCAGCGGCGCUUCGUCAUCCGCGACGGCAAGAGGAACGCCAAGACGGAGGGUCGGCUGCCGGUGGAGUUGUUCGAGCUGCGCAGCAACGGCUCGGCGCUGUGCACGCGGCUCGUGCAAGUCAAGGCGGACGCCUCGCAGCUCAACAGCGCAUUCUGUUACAUACUGAACGUGCCGCUGGAGGGCAACAACGAGACGUCCUCGGCCAUAGUGUACGCGUGGAUCGGCAGCAACAGCGACCCCGACUCGGCGCGCCUCAUCGAGCAGAUCGCCGAGGAGAAGUUCAACAACCCGUGGGUCAGCCUGCAGGUAUUGACGGAGGGCAGCGAGCCGGAUAACUUCUUCUGGGUGGCGCUCGGCGGCCGCAAACCAUACGACACUGACGCGGACUUCCUCAACUACACGAGGCUGUUCCGAUGCUCCAACGAGAAGGGAUACUUCACCGUGUCAGAGAAAUGCACUGACUUCUGCCAGGACGACUUGGCGGACGACGACAUCAUGAUUUUGGACAACGGCGAGCAAGUGUUCCUGUGGCUCGGCGCCAAGUGCUCCGAGGUGGAGAUCAAACUCGCUUACAAGUCUGCGCAGGUCUACAUUCAACACAUGAAGAGCAUGCAACCAGACAGGCCGCGGAAACUGUUCCUCACAUUGAAAAAUAAGGAGUCGCGAAGGUUCACCAGGUGCUUCCACGGCUGGGGAGAGCACAAGAGGCCGCCGGAGUAAACCUCACUUGAUCGUACUACACGCCUUUACAUGAUACACUCAGAACCAGUGGGGAAGUGCCCAUAUAAUCCGAUUUCUACCAGCUUCCCUUUCGUAAUUAAUGUAAAAUCUAAUUAUAAUCAUUAGAUCAAUUUUCAGAACGCAUUUAUGCAUAUUGAUACCUAUAUGCUGUGUCAGGCUACCUUUCGGAAAAUCUUAUACUUCGCCACUGCUAAGAACUUAUACAGUUACUUAUAAAUUACUCACAUGAUCAAAAAGGGUAGAUGGAGAUGUAACUGGGCUUAUAAUAGUAAUAUUAAUGAUAUUUGAUUGAUACUAGUAACUGUAUUUGGUUAGUCAUGUAGAAGGGUUAUAACAUCACAAACACGACACCAGUCACCGUAGUUGCUUCAAUUGGAAUACACCUGUAGUUGUCCUGACUAUGAAUUAUGGGCAUACAAAAUAGAUUCUCAUGGCAGCAAAUAUGCCCUAUAUCAGGGAUGGCGAACAUUUAAUGGUUAACGUGCCAAUAUAAAAAAAAAAUGGCCUGUAUUAUGCCACCUAAGACAGGUUUCAUCUAUCCAAGUUCCCCUUUUUAGCGAUUGUUUUUAUAACUCAACUAUGUUCAUGUUUUUUUUAUCGGGAUGCGGCAGUGGCAACACUGCACCUGAUGUUAAUCGAAUUGAAGCCCGAAGAAAGACAUAAUACAAAGUUUGGCGUAUUACUUGCGUAGCUGGAUUAUUUUGUCAUGUGCCACCACUGGCACACGAACCGUUGGUUCGCCAUCCCUGCCCACGUUAAAUCAAGCAUUUUAAAAUUUAUAAUGCAUUUUACAUACCAAACUACAAUAUAUGUGCAUUUUUAAAUUAAAUAAUCUCACAAGUAAUUUAUUAGGUGUGAAAGUAUUCGAGAAUAUUUUUAUGUUUUAACGAGUUUCAAUGUAAUCAAUAAUUUACUGCAUGAUUACAAUUCUUAGGUUAUAAAGAAUACAUUUGGAUUUUUAAAUUUAAUUUAUUUAUGCAUUAAGAUUUGGUAAUUAUUUUAAAAAACAAUUUAUUUUAAAAACAAUAUUAAAGUUUAAUGGCGGUAAAAUAAGAUUUAUACCAAUAUUAUCCUGCCAUGGUGUAUUUGCCAUUAAUUCAUUUAACAGUACCUUAUAGUUUUAUCAAUGCAUAGUAAGAUAGUAUUGUAUGACGCAGACAUUUUACAUCAUGAAUACAUAUUAAAUUACUACUGGCUUAAAACUUAUAUAGUAUGUCUAUGAUUUAAACAUCAAUGGCAAUAUUUUUACAAUUUGUAAUUAUUUAAUGUAUCAUUCUGUUUAAAAGUUUGUAGAGUGGAUUAUUAAGAGUGAAUCUGCACAUUUUGAUAACUUGGAAUGGAAAUAUUAUUAAUUUACAUUUUUGUCAAACCUAGUCACUAAAGCGGGGAAUUUCAUGAAACUCUUUAUCACUCCAUGAAAUCUUUGUGAAAUAUUUGAAAUCCUGAGACACAAUAAAUUAUGUGUAUGUAGAUGAUUUUAUCCAGAGAAGCAGUAUUAAUUUUUAAAAACCAACAUCAUUCUCAUUAUAAUCAUUUGUAAGUCAGUACUGAAGGGCUUUCACAAAAGACAUUGAAUCAAGAAAUAUUUGUAUGAAAUGAAAGACUGAAUCAUCUGUUUAGCCAAUCAAUUUUAUUAAAUUUUCAUCUAUUAAAAUAUUAAGCACAAGUGUGAUGAGAUUACGCAUUUUAUUGCUAUAUAUGUGAGAGUAACUUUGACUAGAAUAGGAAGGCUUUAUUGUUUGUUACUCUAACUGAUGUGCGUUUUUACAUAUUUUAAUAUUUAAAAUGUUGACUUUUCCAUCUGUGAAGUACAUUAGUAGAGCUCUAUAGAACAUAUUUUGUGAGUGCAUUAUACUACAUAAGCCAUAGAUACAACACUAUUCAAGACACAAGGCGUUCAUCCACAUCUGUCUUUUAAAGAGUUUAAUUGCAUAUAAUGUAUUUAUGUAAAUAACUUUACGAUGUUUUAUAAAGAUGUAUGAAAUAAUAUAUUAAUUUUAUAAGUGUGCAACGGUAACGGAUUGUGAAGCUUGAGCACAAAGUUUAGACAGAUUUUGUAACAAUCCUAUAAUAAACGUAACAGUCAACAAA
Manduca sexta (tobacco hornworm) is the source of this 5970-nucleotide messenger RNA. RefSeq names its product protein flightless-1 (gene fliI). Bases 148 to 3858 code for a protein of 1236 amino acids. Gene Ontology annotation, cellular component: nucleus; cytoplasm; actin cytoskeleton. The transcript is spliced from 23 exons. Gene Ontology annotation, molecular function: actin filament binding; phosphatidylinositol-4,5-bisphosphate binding. The record is from RefSeq and is a predicted model, not a curated record. Gene Ontology annotation, biological process: myofibril assembly; barbed-end actin filament capping; actin filament severing. NCBI's taxonomy places the organism in Eukaryota, Metazoa, Arthropoda, Insecta, Lepidoptera, Sphingidae.